AUGAUAUAUUACAAAACACGACAACGAUGCUCGCACAUUAUGAUCAUGUACGUGAAUGCUAUAAGAGAAUUAUCCAAGUGUAGAAUUAGUCACAUGACUCUUUUCUUCUUUGCAUUGUUGGUAAGAGCAUGUGUACAAGCGCAGGAUGUAAACACAAAUGCAGUCGCUCCAGCAAAAGUUGAAGCAACGAGUGACAAUAAAGAAAAGAAGGAACAAGAGCUAAUCUGUCCAAGAGUCUUGAAUCUAGAAGGAAGACUAUCACGACUUUUAAGCAUCCCUUGUAACGAAUUAGCCGACUGCAGCAUCUUUGGUCCAAAUCAAAGAUGCUGCAAAGGAUACUGCACUCAGGGUGUUCCUCCACCUAUUAAAGAACCAUAUCACGAGGCAAUCAAUGGUUUUAGUCGAAGGUGUCCAAAAGAAACAAUACCUGAACGAUUACCAAUAACUCCCUGCAAAACGGAUACAGAUUGUAAAGAGGGAAGAAGAAUUUGUUGUCCUGAUAAAAAAGACCUGCAAUUAUAUUGUAGAACUGCUGCACCUAAUUGGGCAGAGUUGCCCUUUCAAAGAAGUCACGCAACUUUGAAAACACUAUUGGAAUAUAUGCAAUGUCAACCUCCUCCUGAAAAUCUUUUUCUAUUUCUAUCUCAACCCUGUAAUCGAACAAUGGAUUGUUUUCCUAAUCUUUGUUGUCAAGAGGGAGCAAACAAAUUUUGUAGACCUCCUAAAAAAUCUUUCAUUGCUCUAGCAGCUCAAGCAACAAAUAGAUUUAUACGAGGUUAAAAAGGAAAGGUUAAAAAUCAAGAUUUUUACACUUGAUUCGAUUUAUAAAUUAAUACCAAUGACAAUAAAGAAAAAAAUUUUUUUAGCCAUUUUUUACUGAUUUCUUGCAAUAUACA
Molecule: messenger RNA, 896 nt
Organism: Leptopilina boulardi
Lineage: Eukaryota; Metazoa; Arthropoda; Insecta; Hymenoptera; Figitidae
Exons: 5
Coding region: 1-780 (259 amino acids)
Source: RefSeq, a predicted model, not a curated record